This is a messenger RNA of Silurus meridionalis, 2898 nucleotides long. RefSeq lists its product as uncharacterized. The transcript has 6 exons. Bases 437 to 2491 code for a protein of 684 amino acids. Gene Ontology annotation, biological process: proton motive force-driven ATP synthesis. NCBI's taxonomy places the organism in Eukaryota, Metazoa, Chordata, Actinopteri, Siluriformes, Siluridae. Gene Ontology annotation, molecular function: proton transmembrane transporter activity. The record is from RefSeq and is a predicted model, not a curated record.
UGUUUCUCUAAAGCCCAGGCUCAGGGAUUUUUGCUCUGAGUUGACCUGCAUUUGAUCAGAUAAUUAAAACAAGUCUUCACUUUUUGUUAGGGGGAUUUUUUAGCUGAAGCUUUGACCUGCUUUGAUUUAUUUUUUUCUUGAAAUAAACCUCAUAUAGGCAGUCGUAUAACUCACAGUACUCACAGAUUAGUGAUCAUGCAUUCACUUUGACAGGUUUUAAACGUUUUCCUGCAUGCAGUUAAAACACAGAAUAUAUUUUAUUAUUUUAUUAGAAUUAUGUUCUGUGUGCAAUGGAAAGAACACUGGGGCAUGUAUUAAUAGGACACAAACACACUGCAACAAGUUUGGCAAGUUUGAUGAUAUUUAAAUGCACUUUUGCAUAGAAGGGUUUUAAACAGCAAGGCUUAUUUUCCACAAGUUUUUAAAGAGCACAAACAUGGCGGCUUCCUUGCUCAUGUUUGGACGACUGGGAUCUCGAAAGGUCCUGCAGGCAGACAGCUUGAGUGUAUUACAGAAAGCCAGAGCAGUUGCUUUCAGUUCAAAAUCCGGGGAAGGCAAAAAGUCUAAAAAGUCCAACACAGGAAAGUCCACAUCAAAAACGUACUUUGAUAUAGAUAAACUUAUCGAACAUAAAUCCUAUCCAAGAAAUACCAAGGAGGCUGUAACACCUGCUGCUGCAGCUUCCGCCACUGCUGGAACUGUGUCUGCAACUGCUGCAGCCGUUCUUCCGCAAACUGCUGAAUCCAUUACUGCACCUUCUCCAAGUGAAACUGUUUCAGAGGUCUGUCCAGCUGCAGUGGAAACCACACCUAUCAAUAAGGUUGCUGUUGUUCAACCUGCUAUGGAAGCUGGAGCAGCAGUUGAAGAGGUCACAGCCGAAGUUGAAGUAGAAACUUCACCAAGUGCUCAAGCUGCUGUCCCUGUUGCUGGAAUUGAACCUGUUGCAGAAUCUGACACUCCUUCCCCAGCUAAAGCUAAAUCCAUUGCAGAAACAACCACAGAAGAACCACAGAAUGCUCUCAUUGAUGCAGCCCAUGCAGAAGCUCUUGAAAAAGUCAUGGCUCAAGCAGCUCCUGCCAUAGUUGUUACAGAAGUUACUGCAGAAGUUCCAGACAGUGCAGCCUGUACAGGGGUUGCUCCUGGAGUUACAGCUGAACCAGCAGCUGCCGCCGCUGCCACUGCUGCCAGAACUGUGUCUGCAACUGCUGCAGCCAUUCCUCAGCAAACUGCUGAAUCCAUUACUGCACCUUUUCCAAGUGAAACUGUUUUAGAGGUCUGUCCAGCUGCAGUGGAAACCACACCUAUCAAUGAGGUUGCGGUUGCUCAACCUGCUAUGGAAGCUGGAGCAGCAGUUCAAGAGGUCACAGCCGAAGCUGAAGUAGAAACUUCACCAAGUACUCAAGCUGCCUUCGUAGCUGGAAUUGAACCUGUUGCAGAAUCUGACACUCCUUCCACAGCUAAAGCUAAAUACAUUGCAGAAUCAACCACAGAAGAACCACAGAAUGCUCUCAUUGAUGCAGCCCACACAGAAGCUCUUGAAAAAGUCAUGGCUCAAGCAGCUCCUGCCAAAGUUGUUACAGAAGUUACUGCAGAAGUUCCAGAUGGAGCAGCCUGUACAGGGGUUGCUGCUGGAGUUACAGCUGAACCAGGAACUGCAGGUGUAGCUGCCCCUACAGAGGUUGCCCCGGUAUUUACACCUAAAGUAAACCCUGCUACAGCUGCCUCAGAAGCUACCCCAGAAGUUAAGAAUGAAACAAUCACCAAUGAAUUUGCCUUAGAAUCUAAAAUUGAAGCAGCCCACACAGACGUUGUCCCUGUAGAUAUAGCAGAAAUGAGCCCAACAAAAGUUAUCCCAGAAGUUAAGAUUGAAGCAGCCCCUAUUGGCAUUGCCCCAGAAGUGGCAGCUGAAGCAGGCUCCACUGACAUUGCCCAAGAGGUUACAGCUGAAGCAACCCACACAAAAAUUGCAGCUGAAGCUGCACCUUCUGUAGAAUCUGAAGCUUCAUCUGUUCCAGAAUCUGUUAUCGAGACUGUCAUGGAAGCUGCUGCUGAAGCAAUAACCAAAGCCAUUGCAGAAACAAUCCCUGUCGAAGCUGUUGCUGAAGUAGUGGAAGCAAUUGCUGAAACUGUAGCUGAAGUUGUUGCAGAAGCUUCAGUAGAAGAUGCCCCUAUAGUUAUCAGUGAAGAUGCCCUUGGAGAAAAGCUGGAUGACAUUGCCAAUGUGAUCACAGAUCCAGCAGAAACUCCUGUCACAGUGGAUGCGCCUGAGGCUGGUUUGGACCCUAUUCAGAAACUUUUUUUGGAUUCCAUUCGCAGCUAUUCCGCAAAGAGCAUGGAAAUUGGUGGUCCAGUUGAUGCAGGUCCGGAAUACCACAAGGCUCUGCAAGAGGAAAUCAGCAAACUACGAAGAUUAUAUGGUGGUGGAGACCUAGACUCAUUCCCAGAGUUUAAUUUCCCAGAACCAAAGCUGGAUGAAUUUUCUUCCGAAUGAAACAACGAGUUCACACUCUUUUGCCUCAGCCUGGGACUAAUACGAUAACUUUGUUCUUGUUUGCUCUUUUUCGCAAUAUAUUUUUAUUUGACUGUGAAGCCUUUUCAACUUUCAGAUAAAAAGCAUCUAUUUGUAAUUCAAUUUGUAAUUUUUUUUGCAGAAUUUUUUUUAUUCACUCUCAAUACCUAGUUUAAUAAUAUAGUUUACUUUACUUCUGGUUCUGAUAGAUUUGUUUGUGAGCAUUUGUCACAUUAUUUGAUAAUUAGCACCUGUAUAAAAACCUACACUUAAACUUUACACUGUUUUAUUGUAUGUCAUACAAGGUUGAUUUGUUCACAGUCUUUUGCUUUCCUCAUUUAUGCAAUGUGUAUUUGUGUGUGAACUUUAAAUAAAAUUUCGUAUCAGAA